Nematolebias whitei (Rio pearlfish) is the source of this 2506-nucleotide messenger RNA. RefSeq names its product Rh family B glycoprotein (gene rhbg). The coding region runs from base 154 to 1545 and encodes 463 amino acids. The transcript is spliced from 10 exons. Gene Ontology annotation, molecular function: ammonium channel activity. Gene Ontology annotation, biological process: ammonium homeostasis; ammonium transmembrane transport. Gene Ontology annotation, cellular component: plasma membrane. The record is from RefSeq and is a predicted model, not a curated record. NCBI's taxonomy places the organism in Eukaryota, Metazoa, Chordata, Actinopteri, Cyprinodontiformes, Rivulidae.
GUGAAGCUCUUGUGUUUGUCCGGGAGCCUCCUCCACCCUCAGACACACACAAGCUGGUCUCUGCACAGAGGACGUCUGUGUGAGAAAGACAGUGUUAAACCAUAUUUUCUGCCCUGGAGUUUUCAACAACAAACCUUUUCCAAGUCUGAGAACAUGACGGAUACAAGCACCAACAUGAGGUUGAAGCUGCCUGUCAUCUGCUUCAUCCUGGAGAUCAUCCUCAUCAUCCUUUUCGGCGUGCUGGUGGAGUACGACCAUGAUACGGAUUCAAAGCUGUUUAAUAAGCACAAUAACCAUCACAACCAUUCUGACGCUGAGAAUGAAUUCUACUACCGCUAUCCAAGUUUCCAGGAUGUGCAUGUGAUGAUCUUCAUUGGCUUUGGCUUCCUCAUGACCUUCCUGCAGCGCUACGGCUUCAGCAGUGUGGGCUUCAACUUCCUGAUCGCAGCCUUUGCCCUGCAGUGGGCCACGCUCAUGCAGGGCUUCUUCCAUGGCAUGCACGAUGGCAGCAAGAUCCAUAUUGGAGUGACGAGUAUGAUCAAUGCUGAUUUCUGCACCGGCUCUGUGCUGAUCUCAUUUGGAGCAGUUCUGGGUAAAACCAGUCCGGUCCAGCUGCUGGUCAUGGCAGUAUUUGAGGUCACGUUGUUUGCUGUCAAUGAGUUCAUCUUGCUGACCGUUCUGGGAACCAGAGAUGCUGGAGGCUCCAUGACCAUCCACACAUUUGGAGCCUACUUCGGCCUGAUGGUGACACGAGUCUUGUAUCGGCCCAAUCUGAGCAAGAGCAAACACAAGAACUGCUCCGUCUACCACUCUGACCUGUUCGCCAUGAUCGGUACCAUCUACCUGUGGAUGUUCUGGCCCAGCUUCAACUCUGCCAUCACAGAACUUGGUGACGCCCAGCACCGCACAGCCAUGAACACCUACUACUCGCUGGCAGCGUGCACUCUGUCAACGUACGGCAUGUCUGCCCUCACAGCUCAUGAUGGCAAGCUGGACAUGGUCCAUAUUCAAAACGCUGCCCUGGCCGGUGGAGUCGCAGCAGGAACAGCUGGUGAAAUGAUGCUGACGCCUUUCGGCUCCAUGAUUGUUGGUUUCUUGGCCGGCAUCAUCUCCGUGCUCGGCUUCAAAUACCUCUCGCCCAUCCUGGAGGAAAAGCUGCGUAUUCAAGAUACCUGUGGGGUUCACAACCUGCACGGGAUGCCCGGAGUCCUGGGGGCCAUUGUGGGGGCUGUCACUGCUUCUGUUGCAACUAAAGAUGUUUAUGGAAACGGUUUGCAUAAGGUGUUUCCUGAUGUGGCGGAUGGAAGCAGAAGUGCGAUGUACCAGGGAGGCAUGCAAGCACUUUCCCUGGCAAUCACCCUGGGCAUGGCCCUGAUUGGUGGUCUUAUUGUUGGUUUUAUUUUGAAGGUGCCCCUGUUGGGUGCUGCUUCUGAUGCAGCCUGCUUUGAGGACAGCAUCUACUGGGAGGUGCCAGGUGAAGAGCCAGAUCACGAGGAGCAGAUGACCGUAGUGAAGACCGAAGAAUCUGAGAAGCUCAGCGCCUAAUCUGUCGAACAGGGAACUAGAGAACCACUGUGAGGUUUAAAACAGCACUUGAACGCCUGCAGGCUCAAAGAUGUCCAGAUGUAUCCACAUUGUGCUCAUGCCAGCUGCCAAAUUGUGUGUUUUACAUGUAAAAUAUAUAUUUUUACACAGCUAAAUAUCAAAAUAAAAGUUACUGAAUAUCACCAGAAGCCAUUCUAGAGCCAGAUUAUGUUACAGAACUGUGAAACGACAAAACACGGUUCUAUUUACAGAAAAAUGGCUUCUGUGAUUCCAAUAAAAGACGAUGUGUUACAAAGCCUGAUUGUUGAUGUCACUUCAAACCAAAGACGAAUGUUUAAAUCUAGAAAACCGCAUUCAGUAAAAUAUCUCAAGUGAGAGAUUAACGUUUAAAUCAAUCUGUUGUUUUUAUGAUUUUCUGUUAAUCAGUUUCUUGCAGAAACCCAAAGAUACUUUAAAUGCAUUGUUUCUACUAAAGCUUUCAGACACUUUUCCUUUCCGUACAAAUAAAAUAUAAAUAGAAUAGAAAACCAGUUUAGUUCAGCUUUUCACCCUCACUGACAUUUGUUGGUCUUUUAACUUGACUGAUUCCAAUUCUGGCCCAAAUCAAGUAGAUGAUGGUUAUUUUUUUCUUGAUUUUUGAAGUUAGACCUUUAUGGAAACACAGUUUUGGUUUAUUUAUGGCAUCAAAUAAAGUGAUCAAAUUUUAUUUUUUCUCUUGUAAUGUUUAAAAUCAAAUAAUAAAGUAGCCUCCAAUGAACACAAAGUGGACCACACACCUGUAACGACUAACUAGUCACACAAAGCAAACCCUCUAUAAAAUAUGUGGCAUUUUGUGGCACUUAAAGGAAUAGUCUGGUUAUUUCUGAAGUGAUGUUCUAUAACAUUUAUCAAAAGUUAGUACUUUAUCAGCUGUGAUCAUUUUAUUUACCCUUUAUUUAUACAGGUAGUCUCAUCGAGUCAC